AUGGUAUAUGUAGCUUCACCUACUAACUACCCUGACUUCUUGGUCCAUAGUAAUUUGACAGUCAUGCCAGUCUCUCACCUUACCCUCACCGUCUCCCACCUCCCGACCUCUACAUCUUUCUUCCUCUCCUGCCUCCAGCCACUGGGCUACCAGUUCAUCGGUCGACACGAGGCCUACAUUGGGUUCGGACAGAAACAAGGCAAACCCGCGGACUUUUGGAUCACGGAACAGAAACCAGGGUGUGUAUGCUCUUUCCUUCAGACUAAGCAGAAUUUGGUUGACGUCUGUUGUGGCUUGCAUAGUUUCCCCGCCAGUGCCAUCCAUGUCGCCUUUCCCGCGCCGUCCAAGGACGCGGUGAGCGCGUUCUUCGUCUGUGCUCUCAAGGCCGGCGGGAAGAUCCACGGCGAGCCAAAGGUCCGCGAUGCGCAGUCCGGGUAUUAUAGUGCUGCCGUUAUUGAUUUUGAUGGAAAUAGCGUUGAGGCCGUUUAUCACCCUGAGGGAGAGAACAGAUCUAUAGCCCCCAAGACUAGCAGCAACAGCGAAACCAGCACGGCAAGGGCGGCGUCCGAGGCACCUACCACUGUCAUACCUGCUUCGUCGUAUAUCGUGCAAAACACCACCUCAGACGAUGGUAGCAAAGCGGCUAAGACGAUUGUUGGCACGAUCAUUGGCGCUGCCGCGGGUGCGGCAAUUGCAUAUGCCAUGAUGAGAGGGGACUCGCAGUCUUCUAAAGAAAGCAAGAAUCCUCCUCCACAGGGUAGGGAGUACCCUGCAAUCAUGCCACCUCCUUCUUCAACACAAUACGAGGAACGGCCACAUCCAUAUGACAUGCAACCGAUGUUUCGGGCCCUGGAAGCACCUCCGUCCCGGAGCAUCUACUCAUCACCCCGUACACACUCAUCCCACGCCCACAGCGCCUCUUCGAAGAACCCACGCGCAAGCACAAUCUACGACGUCACAGAGCAUUUCCAUCGCACAGAUGAUCACCGUCGCGCCUCCGAGGGAAGCAUCUUUUCCAUUCCCGAAGACCUACCUCUCCGCGCAAUCGAGUACCCACCCUGUCAGACCUCGCCGCACCGCCGGAGUUCACAUCCAUGCAAUUCAAGCACUAUUAUCACGAGCUAUGCUACUGAUAAGCCGCGCCGAGAGGACGAUGGCAGGACCUCGCAUUCUGCGUCCACGAUCAAAGCGUCUAGUCGCCACGGACGAAGUCAUACCUCUUCCCGCGCUGGGUCUUCGACUUCUGCGAAGACGGCGCGCAAUAUUCCCCUUCCGGAGUCGUCGUGUUCUGCGUGUUCCAGCGCACCUAAAUCAUAUGUCUCUGCACGUGCGGUACCGCUUCCCGAAAGUGUGCUAGAGCUUGAUCUGGACUCGAUUGUUAAGCCAGAGGACUCGAUUAGCCAGGUUGGGGGCAGUGGGCGCAGACCUUCGCGUUCAAAUUCGCAUGCACACUCCCGUUCGCAUUCGGGGUCACGACAUUCAACGCAUUCCAAGGAAUCGCGUGCUUCGAAACGGAGUGUUAAGGGCAGCUCUCGAGAAGGAGGGAGUAAGGCUGCAUCUAGGACGAGUAGCCGGCGUGGCAGCCGGGCUAUUUAG
Molecule: messenger RNA, 1596 nt
Organism: Penicillium lagena
Lineage: Eukaryota; Fungi; Ascomycota; Eurotiomycetes; Eurotiales; Aspergillaceae
Product: VOC family protein
Exons: 1
Coding region: 1-1596 (531 amino acids)
Source: RefSeq, a predicted model, not a curated record